Penicillium egyptiacum is the source of this 3795-nucleotide messenger RNA. The record is from the annotation of a GenBank genome assembly. Lineage: Eukaryota; Fungi; Ascomycota; Eurotiomycetes; Eurotiales; Aspergillaceae.
AUGGAUGAUAUCAUCCAAGGUCAUGUCUCAAUCCAGGGAGACGACAAUUGGCUUUUGGUAUUUUGUGCUUCCUGGGCAGUCACUCUUCGUGCCUACACUAGUUCAAAUGUUGUCUCCUUUGCCGUCCGAAUCCCUACCAAAUUUGGGGGGCGGGGGGAAACUCAAGCAAUAUACGUACGGAUAGGCAGCCAGAAAAAAAUUCACGAUGUCGUGCAAAAUAUCCGAGAGCAGAUAUCCAGCUACUGUCAGCACCGAGAGAUACACGUUCCCGAUUCGUUCAGUUGGGAGACCAAUACCCUCUUGACAUUUUCGACUCAAGAUACGAAACACGAUCACAUGAACGGUCACUUGGGCAACUUCCCAUCCGUUGGCAUCCAAUGCACCCUUCUCGAUGAGAUGACCUCCCAUAUUAGAAUUACGAAUGAUCGGACCCGGUUUUCCGCGUGGCAGGCUCAGCGGAUGAUAGAGCACUUCAUGCAUGCACAACGCCAGAUCAAACAAUCUGCAUUCGACACGCCUCUUUCCUCUACGUUAACCCUGCCCCCCGAGCACGUAUCUCUCCUCCGGAAAUGGAACGGAUACCAAUUGCUCGAAGAAGCUACAUGCAUACACCACGUGGUUGAAGCCAAUUGCACAGCUCUCUCCGGGGCGAUCGCUAUCGAUGCGUGGGAUAUAUCUCUGACCUAUCGGGAACUCGCAACGGAGUCCACGACAUUGGCGCACAAACUGCGUCGCCUCAAUGUCGGGCCAGGUAGAAUCGUGCCUCUGCUGUUCGAAAGAUCAGGGUGGACUGUGAUAGCCAUUCUGGCCACACUACGAGCCGGGGCAGCCUUCUUCCUGGUGGAUGCCGCUUUUCCAGACGAGCGUGUACGACAGAUGUGUGGCGAUGUCAAGGCGGCGGUUGGAGUAUGCUGCCCACAACAAUCCCAUAGAAUGGCAAAUGUCAGUGAACAUGUCGUUGUUGUACCGUCGUCGACUGGUGAAGACCCUGAAAUGACUCCACUACCAACUGUGACCCAUCGAAGUCCCGCUUACGUGGCUUUCACAUCUGGAUCGACCGGUCGGCCCAAAGGUGUGGUUAUCGAGCAUGCCGCCUUCUGCACAAGUGCACGCGGCUUUCAACGCCUCUUUCGCAAUACCCCUGAGCUUCGAAUGUUCCAAGGGUCAUCACAUGCCUUUGAUGUCAGUCUGAUGGAGAUUAUGGGAACGCUACUCUACGGGGGCUGCGUUUGCGUCCCGUCAGAGACGGACAAGCGGCGCGAUAUGGCCGCCGCGAUCGAUCAUCUCCAAGCCAACGUUGCCAUGAUGACUCCAUCUGUCCUCCGCUUACUAGAUCCCACGAGAAAGCCGUCCUCUCUGCAGACCAUUGUGAUCGGUGGUGAGCGGGCCACUCCGGGGGAUCUCGAGACCUGGGCAAACCACGUCCACCUCAGCAUGGGAUACGGUCCGGCUGAGUGUGCAGUUAAUGCAAUGGGCCAUGCAGAUCUUGGUGUGCACUCGGAUCCACUCAACAUCGGUCUCCCGUCGACGGAGUGUUGCUGCUGGGUGGUGGAUAGAGAAUUUCCAGAUCGAUUGGCUGCAAUAGGGGCCCUUGGGGAGCUGGUUAUCGAAGGUCCCAUCGUUGGAAGGGGAUACAUAGCCCGUCCAGACCUCACGGCCCGCAACUUCAGUCAAACACUCCCACCCUGGAGAACGCCCUUUGGGCCUUCCAGCCACGGAUUUUACUGGACGGGGGAUUUAGUCCGCUCUCAACCCGACGGGUCAUUCCAAAUCGCCGGCCGCAAGGAUGACCAGGUCAAGUUGCAUGGUCAGCGCAUCGAACUAGGCGAGAUCGAACGCACUAUCCACAACAGUCUUCCCGCGGGGUAUAAUGUGGUCGUCAGUAUCGUGGCUGCUGCCAAUGGUCAAGCUGAAUUCCUGGCUGUAUUCAUUUAUGGAAUUGAAUGGGCUUCACAUUUGGCCCAUCCAGGAGAUGAGCCCAUGCAUUUGUUUAUUCGAGAAAAGUCACUGCCGCCUGCCUUCCUGCAAAUACGGGAGAAGGCAUUUACGCAUGCCCAGCAGCACUUGCCCAGGUUCAUGAUUCCUACCUUGUGGGUUCCGCUAGCCCAACCCGCUCCAUUAACAACCAAUGGGAAGAUGGAUCGCAAGCGGUUAUCGAAAGAAGCUGCCACUCUCUCACCCAUGGAUCGACGCUUCUAUACCAUCGGUGCUGUCUCGUCCGAUAUGCAUCAGUCAGCUGAUUUCUCUGGCUGCAAGUUUGGCGCCGAGUUUCAGCGCCUGGUGGCCACCGUUCUAGGAGGUGUACCAGAAGAAAUUGACUUGAACGCUAGCUUCCUCGCACUUGGCGGAGAUUCUCUAUCUGCGAUGAAAAUUUGCUCUCUAGCGCGAAAGUUGAACAUCCAGCUUGACUCUGUUGAGCUUCUCCAGGCUGGCUCUCUGUUGGAUUUUGCCGCCAACCUGGGCGAAAUUGAGGCGGUUGUGUCUCCAAUAUCUCUUCUUUCAGUUAGCCCAAGCCAGUUGUCGAAUUUGCCUGAAGGAACUCUGGAAGCAAUCGUCCCAGCAACAGAGCUGCAGGAAUUCUUUAUGGAUUUGCCGUUCGACUACAUGCAGUACCACUUGCAUGGUUCGCUGGACAUGGACCAGCUUACGAGGGCAUGUCGAGCACUUGUGGAGCGACACGGUAUGCUGCGUACCAUAUUGGACCGGGACAGAGAUGGUGGGGAACUAUUUCAAGUGAUCUUCCAAGAAUGCCAUAUUUCCCUGGAUGUCCAUAUCUGCGAUGAGGACGCAGCCGUGGAGAAUGUCACGGACCUCCUAGUCCAACGGGAAUACGCAGGAGAGACUCAACGACUGCGCUUAGGCGAAUGGGGUGCCCGCUUCAGCCUGAUAACCAGUAAACAGGGCCAGCAACAUGUUCUGCUUCUCCGGUUUGCGCACAGUCACUUCGAUGGCGGGUCCAUCGUUGCCCUCUGGGACGAUCUCGCGGCUCUUUACGCGAACUCUAGCCAGAUGACUGCCGUUCCAUCGUUCUCCCAAUAUCGCGCACACUGCGAUGCCCAGAUUACCGCCGAAGCACUGCAGUUCUGGCGCAAGUUGUUGAAACAAUCGUCCAUGACUUACGUGACUCAGCAAAAGCUCCCUCUCAAUCCAGGACGUUUAGUAAAGACGCAUCGGGUGAUCCCUUCAGUCCAAUCACCCAGUGGCAUUACCCUUGCUACAGUCAUCAAAACAGCUUGGGCGAUAACACUCGCCACUUUCCGUGGAGGAGAUGAUAUCGUCUUCGGUCAAGUGGUCAGUGGUCGAUCUGGAGCGUUCCCAGGCAUCGAAUCAGUAGUCGGACCAUGUAUGAAUACAAUUCCCGUGCGCGUGAGACUAUCAAACCUCUCAGAGACCACGGGUACCGAACUCCUACACCAGGUCCAAUCACAGCAUCUCCAAUCCCUUCGGUACGAGGCGACAGGGUUCUCCACUAUUCGAAACGAGUGCGCGAAUUGGUCUGAAGACAUUCAAUUUGGAUCUCUAGUGCUUCACCAGAACAUGCUCCCCCGACGCGAAGUUGCUCUGGGGCAAUGUGUGGGGGUACGACGCGACUUCUAUCCAGAGGAGACAACGAAUGAGUUUAUCAUCUACUCGAUUCCGAGCCCUGACAACGAUCUAGAAAUACGGCUGGCCACGUCACAGGAUGUACUCGACCAAAAGACUGCCGAUGGCUUGGUCGCCAGUUUAUGUGGAUGUAUUGGAGCUCUACUAAGCCACCCAAGGGACUCAGUACAUGAUUUGAUGAAGACGGCAUAA